GUCUGUGGAACCUGCAGAAUUCGAAGACGCCCGGAGCGAAGGCGAAGCUACGCCGAAGCUGAGACGAAAAUGAGUAUCCUGUAGAGCUGAAGGUCAGCGUGACGUCACGGAGGGUGUAGUGAGCGUGCGCGCCGCGGGCAGCUCUCUCCAUCCAUCCGACGGCAAUGUGAGUCGCGGACUCGCGGUGGCACUCCAGUCACCAACAUCACUUUCCCCUCGACGGUGGCGAUAGCGUCGCCUCCACAUCGACGACUCGAAGUAUAACACGUAUUUAUUUAAAAACAAAAAAAGUCACGAACGAAGGGCAUCAGCAUUGAACCAAGACUGUUCUCAUUUUUGUAACCGAUAUCCUGUUAUCGCCAAAAGCACGCUCGGCCAUCUCUUGUCUCUCUCUCUCUCUCUCUCUGCCUCGCUCUCACUCUCUCUCCCUCUCUCCCCAACUAUAGCGCCAUCGUCGUCGUCUUCAGUGACUUCGAUUCGGACGCAAACGUUAUCAGCAGCGACUUUCAUCAUAUCGCCGGGCGCAAAGGUGUGUUUGUGUGUGUGUCACUCUCUCUCUCUCUCUUUCUUUCUCUUUCUCUCACUGCCUGCAGUUGUGACAGGUUCUCUCCCCCGUGCAGGAGAGUUGUUGUUCAGGUGGAGUGCCACAAAACUGUGCCACGAACGAGUGCCACGAGCAAAGGAAAGCAAAUGACGGGUGUUCUGUUAUAACCGGACGGAAUCCGCAUUCAGUUUCGUGGGAACUAACAUGAACAGACAGACUGACUGUCGUCCUGAUAUUGAAGUGAAUUAAGAGGUUUUUUUUUUGUGGAAACUUGAAUUUCAAACAGACAAUACUACAACGCUUCUGACGAUGGAUUUUGUAUUGCCCUGGGCGUGGUGGCCUUGCGCUGGACUGUGGCGCCAGGGAUAGUGACUGUGACCCAACCCCCCUCUCCGCGGGGUACCUACCUACGGCCGACUCGGGAGGCAGCUCGUUUCGUGUUUUUCUCCGUCAGCGGCGAUUCUCGAUGCACACCUCGUAAGAGGGAUUCCUUCCUUCCUUCCUUGUCCUUCCUUGGUCAACAGAGUCUAGAGAAAGAUGGCGGCGCAAGAUAUGGGAUUAGACAACAGCGAAUAUGUCACCGACUUCAUGCUCGACCCGCUGGACUGUGACAACAUCAUCGGCGGGGGCAUGAAGGAGCAUAAAGACAUCCACGGGAUGGGCGGCGUGGGCGUGGGGCGCAUGCCCUCGCACAUGAUGGCGCCCCACAUGGCGCCCAACAUGGCCACGGCGGCGGCCUGGAUGAAUCCCGCCCAUCACCACCAUCACCAGGCGACCACGACCUUGGGCGGCGUCGCAUCGUCGCAGGUCAAACCCCACACGCCCCCGGACACACCACCCACCAACGGGUCGCUUCCGCCCUCGCCCCAUUUCCAGGGCGUGCCCCAGCACACCAAUUUCAUCGACGAGAUGUGGCCUUACAACCGCUAUAUCCAGGGCGGGCCCCUGCCGCUGGACCUGCGGUCGGCCUCCCAGUGCAACGGCGAGCAGCUGGAAAUGGUGGAGCAGCAGUCCUGGAUCAUGGACCGCAAGUGGGACGGCAUGGCCGCCACCCAGCAGCGGCACGCCUCCAUCAACACGCUCGUGCCCCACGCCAAGGCGCCCCCGCCGACGGACCAGCAGACCUCCUGCCAGAUGAGCAUCCCCAACCUGCCCAACCACCUGUACAUCUCGGACGACGAGCUGGUGACGCUGUCGGUGCGGGAGCUGAACCGCCGCCUGCACAACAUGCCCAAGGAGUUCCAGACGAAGUUCAAGCAGAAGCGGCGGACGCUGAAGAACCGCGGCUACGCCCAGAGCUGCCGCACCAAACGCCAGACCUACAAGACGGAGCUCGAGCACCGCAACAAGGAGCUGGACCAGGAAGUGCAGCGCCUCAGACACCAGGUCCUCCACUACAGGACGGAGCUGGAGCAGCUCAAGAAGAGCGUCGAGAAGAUGUCCAACAGCAGCCGACAGCAAUCGACACACACACCGCAGCAGCAGCAGCAAUCGCUACAGCAACACGGCCAGGACAGCAACAAUACGAACCACCAAGAUCUCUAUUCCAUGUGACCAAGCCGGACGCCCCAGCAUCAUCACAGCCACCACAGUCAUCACAGCCAUCCAAAUCACCACAGUCAUCAUAGCCAUCAAAAUCAUCAUCAUCACCACAACACACUACAGUCGCCGCCACAGAAUGGUUACA
Messenger RNA from Macrobrachium nipponense, 2231 nucleotides. Its product is annotated as transcription factor MafB-like. Gene Ontology annotation, biological process: regulation of transcription by RNA polymerase II. NCBI's taxonomy places the organism in Eukaryota, Metazoa, Arthropoda, Malacostraca, Decapoda, Palaemonidae. The transcript has a single exon. The record is from RefSeq and is a predicted model, not a curated record. Gene Ontology annotation, molecular function: RNA polymerase II cis-regulatory region sequence-specific DNA binding; DNA-binding transcription factor activity, RNA polymerase II-specific. Gene Ontology annotation, cellular component: nucleus. Bases 1082 to 2098 code for a protein of 338 amino acids.